AUGCUCCAGCUCAUUCAGCAACGCGUGCAAAAAUCCAUUGAACGCUCCUUGCCACCUGGAAAGGGGAGAACCGAGCUCUUAGAGUCCCAUGACCUCGUCAUCCAUGACGAGCCGGAGUUCGACGGCGCAACUUCACAUGAGGUGCGCGAUCAUUUCCAUGGCUGGGUGGCAGAACAAUUACCAAAAGUGGUUGACACGCCUGCAACAUUAAAGCGGAUUCUUGAAUCGCAUUUCGAGAAGAAAAGGGAGCUCCCCGGGCCUGAAUACGGUUUUGGGGCACGGUUCAACUUGGCUCUCUUUGUUGAUGAUAUCUGCUUGGAGUCUUUGGACCAUAUGGACUAUCCUGUUGUGAAGAUUAUGUAUAAGCAAUGGGGGAAUUUGAGCCCCGAGGAAAGAAACUACGAAAUUGCUUCCGAGUGGCAUGAUGGGACGACGGAUGAGGAGCAAGAGGAUGUUGGCUGGAUGUACAUGUCUGUCGCGGACUACGUUUCAAUGUAUGACCGGUUUGCGUGGACUCACAUGGCUUUAUGGCAUGAUGAAUAUCUUCGGCCACCUCAGAUGAUUGACUAUUUCUAUGACGAGACGAUGCAACCGGGCUUCUGGCGAAGUUAA
Penicillium coprophilum is the source of this 612-nucleotide messenger RNA. RefSeq lists its product as uncharacterized. Lineage: Eukaryota; Fungi; Ascomycota; Eurotiomycetes; Eurotiales; Aspergillaceae. The coding region runs from base 1 to 612 and encodes 203 amino acids. The record is from RefSeq and is a predicted model, not a curated record. The transcript has a single exon.